Molecule: messenger RNA, 1629 nt
Organism: Manihot esculenta (cassava)
Lineage: Eukaryota; Viridiplantae; Streptophyta; Magnoliopsida; Malpighiales; Euphorbiaceae
Product: U5 small nuclear ribonucleoprotein 40 kDa protein
Exons: 2
Coding region: 407-1444 (345 amino acids)
Cellular component (GO): catalytic step 2 spliceosome
Molecular function (GO): RNA binding; protein binding
Source: RefSeq, a predicted model, not a curated record
AAAAAAGAAAAAAACCCUCAAAUCCACAUCCUUGACAUUUCUCUCUCUCGACACAGCCGCCCGUCCCCUCCCCUUCCCCACUUCCGCCUCGACGCCUCUCUCUCUAGUACAGCCGCACGCCUCCCCCCGCCCCCCCGAUCGUCCCUCUGCUCUUCACGCUGUCAACGUCGUUGCUGCGUCCGCUGGUCCUGGUUGCUUCUUCGCUCUCCUCCGCCGCUCCCUCUGGUCCUCGUCGCUGCAUCCGCUGGUCCAGUCCUUCUACCGUCCGGUGCUAAUCCUCGCCGCUGGUCCUCGUCCUCAAUCACGCCUCUUCUGCUCCUCUCCACUCUAGUCUAGUCCUCGGUCACGGCAGGAUAGUGACAAGAACAAAUAAUAGGAACCCUUCUUUCAAAUAGCAGAGGCCAAGAUGCAAGUUGUUCCUAGAGAGGGUGAUAAUCCUUUGUCUGUCUCUGGUCCAAGGCCAAUGGAAUGGUCUACUGUUCCUUAUACUGGGCCACAAGGACCUGGGCCAAAUGGAAAGCAACGUACAUCGAGCUUGGAAUCGCCCAUCAUGUUACUCACUGGUCAUCAAAGUGCUGUGUAUACAAUGAAGUUCAAUCCAGCUGGCAAUCUGAUUGCAUCUGGAUCUCAUGACAAAGAGAUCUUUCUAUGGUAUGUACAUGGGGAGUGCAAAAAUUUCAUGGUUUUGAAAGGGCACAAGAAUGCAGUACUGGAUCUUCACUGGACUACUGAUGGAUACCAGAUAAUAUCAGCUAGUCCUGAUAAAACAGUCAGGGCAUGGGAUAUUGAGACAGGGAAACAGAUUAAGAAAAUGGCAGAGCAUUCAUCUUUUGUAAAUUCAUGUUGUCCUUCAAGGAGGGGGCCUCCACUCAUUGUCAGUGGCUCUGAUGAUGGAACUGCAAAACUUUGGGAUAUGCGACAGAGGGGUGCCAUCCAAACAUUUCCAGAUAAGUACCAAAUCACAGCAGUCGGCUUUUCUGAUGCAUCAGAUAAGAUCUUCACAGGUGGUAUAGACAAUGAUGUUAAGGUUUGGGACCUGCGGAAAGGUGAAGUAACCAUGAAACUCGAAGGCCAUCAAGAUAUGAUAACUAGUAUGCAGUUGAGUCCUGAUGGCUCAUACCUUCUUACUAAUGGUAUGGACUGCAAGCUCUGCAUUUGGGAUAUGCGCCCCUAUGCGCCACAAAAUCGCUGCGUUAAGGUACUGGAAGGGCACCAACACAACUUUGAAAAGAACUUGUUGAAAUGUAGCUGGUCACCUGAUGGAAGCAAGGUUACUGCUGGUAGUUCAGAUCGGAUGGUCUAUGUAUGGGACACAACUUCUCGACGUAUAUUGUAUAAGCUUCCUGGCCACACAGGAUCUGUCAAUGAGUGUGUCUUCCACCCUACUGAGCCUAUUGUCGGAUCUUGCAGUAGUGAUAAGCAGAUUUAUCUUGGGGAGAUCUGAUUUCCUUGUUAGCAGUGUGUAAACGGAAUUAAUAUUAGCAAUGAGAAUAUUUUGGAGGCCUGUGUAUCUGUACCCAGCAAAUUUGUUGAAUAGAUUGUAUUCCUCCUGUAGUUUUUGGCUAACUUUGACUUCUUUACUGAUAAUGCUGUAUUACUUUUGUUGAAAUGUCAAAUUUCUAAUGAUCA